AUGCCCCCAGCUGCUAACCAAGCUGCCCUGACCUCAGGUGCUGUUGUCGCCGCCUCCUUGGCCGUAGCUGCCGCCGUUGCCAUCUACGAAUACCCCGAGCUACGGCGCUAUGCAGACGACACCCGUCGCCGUGUCGCCGUGGCCCUCCAGUCUCUGAGCGACGGCAUCAAUCCUGCCUCGGCGUCGAGGGAUCCGCCCCUGUUCAACAGGCCUGAGGAUGCGGAGGGCUUCAUCAUGUCGACCGACGUCGACGCCGAUGAUGAGUCACGCCGCAGGCAGCGCGAAGAGCUGCUCUACUGGAACAUGAUGCGCAUGCGGAAGGAGGAGGAGGGGACCGAUGCCGAAAAGGCAGCAGCGGCAGCAGCGGCUGCUGCCGGCCCGUCGCCGCCCGCCACCACGUUCGACGACAUCCUGAGGCCUCAGCCACCUGCUGCGUAUGCGUAUGCCAGCGCCGUCCACCACAGGGUUGCCGCCCAGGGAGUCCGUCAACGCGGUGUCGGCACCAGCACGACGGCGUAUGCCUAUGCCAACCCCUUUGCCGACGAGCACCAGAUCGGCAUGGACGACCUCGGCCGAUCCACCCCCACACCGCACAGCGACAGCCAGUCCGACAUCUACAGCACCACCACGCUGGAACACCGUGAGCCCGAGCCCGAGCCCGAGGCCGAGCCCGAGAUUGGGCCCGUCGCCGUCGCCGAGCAGCAGCCUCUCAUCGACUUCGACGAAGCCACCGUCUCGUCCGCCACCCUCGACCGCAACGACGACAGCUACGAGUACACCGUUGCCAGCAGCGGCCGUCCUGAGCAGGACGGGAUGUACGCCUCCAUCCAGGCUUGGGCCCGCGGCUCCAUGACGGCCGCCGACGACGAGGAUGACGACGUCGAUGUUGACGUCGUCAGCAGCCAGGGCCAGCUCACCCCCACCGACUCCAUGUCUAUCAUCGGCUCGGGCCGGGACGAGGAUCGCGACGGGCGUGAGAUGGAUGCCGUGAGCGAUCUGGGUAGCGUCGUCACGCCGUCUAGCUGGUCCGAGGUCAGCAGCGUCUCUAGCGAUGCCGGCGUGGGACCUACCCACUGA
Molecule: messenger RNA, 1077 nt
Organism: Geosmithia morbida
Lineage: Eukaryota; Fungi; Ascomycota; Sordariomycetes; Hypocreales; Bionectriaceae
Exons: 1
Coding region: 1-1077 (358 amino acids)
Source: RefSeq, a predicted model, not a curated record